AUGACGACAAGGACAGGAUUGUCACUCCUACCUGGUCACUUUCAACUUGAUGAUGAAGAAAAAGCUGAGUAUUUUAUAUUAAAAAUUGCUUAUGAUUCUACUCUACUACAAUCAUUGAGGAAGUUGGUCACAAAGAAUAAAUUAUUUGUGGCUAAUUAUAACUUUGAAGGACUAAGUCCACAUGACCUAACUUUAAAGGAAGGAGAAGUACUUGAAGUUGUUAAAUAUGAUGAUGAUGAUGGAUGGUGGUAUAUGCAUUCACUUGAUACAGACAGUAAAGGAUAUGUACCAAUUAAUUAUAUAGCACCAAUAAAAGGAAAAUACUCACCAAUGUACUACAAGUACAUCUACUAUCAUACAGUGAGUCGUGAUGAAGCAGAGGAGAGACUGAGUCAAGCAGACACUCAAGCAGGUACUUUCCUAAUUAGAGAGAGCAUAUCUGGACCAAAUACUCUCUCGGUUAAAGAUGGAGUUACUAUCAGGCACUACCAUAUAUCUAUUGAGAAUAAUCAGUAUUACAUAAACCCUCGUGUAAAGUUUGACUCACUCAAUGACCUGGUACAACACUACAUGACUGAAGCUGAUAGUCUGCCCUGCUCACUAACAGUUCCUAUACCCAAACAAGCAAACACACCCAUUGCAAAGAAUAAAGAGUUGGAAAUUAAUAAGUCGCAUAUCAAGUUUGAACAAUGCAUAAACGCUGGACAGUUUGGAGAGACAUGGAAGGGUGAUUGGAAAGAUAAAGGGCCAGUUAUCAUUAAAACAAAUAUAGCAACAGAUAUUACACAAGAAACAUUACUUGUAGAGGCUGGCAUAUUGCAAAAACUUCAUCAUAAGAACAUCAUCAGUCUAUAUGGUGUUUGUACUGAAAGUUAUCCUUUUUACAUUGUAACAGAACCAAUGAAUGAAAACCUCAAAUAUUAUCUAAAUAAAACUCUCAUAACACCAGCAGAGUUGGUAGAUAUUGCUAUUCAAGUUACUGAAGGUAUGAUUUACCUAGGAGAACAAGAUUACAUUCAUUGUGAUCUAAGAGCAGAGAAUAUACUAGUAUACAUUAAUAUAGGAGAUCAUAACACUGUCAAGAUAGCAAACUUUCAUCUUAUCCAACAUCUUAAUGGCAAGAAAUACUGGACUGUUAAGGAAGACACUAAGGUAGUUCUAAGAUGGACAGCACCUGAGUUUUUUACAUUAAACCGACUGAGUAUUAAAUCUGAUGUUUGGUCAUUUGGUAUAUUACUAUGGGAACUGGCUACCAAAGGAAAGGAACCAUAUCCUGACAUGGCUACUGAAGAAGUAAAGGAGGCAGUAUCAAAAGGUUAUCAUAUGCCCAUACCCCGAGAUUGUCCUGAACCAUUUAAACAACUUAUGCCUAACUGCUGGAAAAAUCAUGAAUAUAAAAGGCCAAAUUUUAACAAUAUCAUUGAUAUACUUCUCAAAUACAAAAUAAGUUAUUUGUAA
Molecule: messenger RNA, 1458 nt
Organism: Amphimedon queenslandica
Lineage: Eukaryota; Metazoa; Porifera; Demospongiae; Haplosclerida; Niphatidae
Product: tyrosine-protein kinase SRK3-like
Exons: 4
Coding region: 1-1458 (485 amino acids)
Biological process (GO): protein phosphorylation
Molecular function (GO): protein kinase activity; ATP binding; protein binding
Source: RefSeq, a predicted model, not a curated record